GCAUUGUUGUCGGCGCUGCCCCGAGCCCCGUGCGUCCCCGCUCCCGGCCCGGCCGUGUGCCUGGGGGCCCGGCGUCGCCGGUUGCAGCCCGAGCCCCUCCGCGGCCAGCAGCUAGCCCGGCCGCUCCGAGCUUUUGCAGCUCGUGGCAUCUCCCCCCACCCCGCCCCCAGCCGGCACCGGGCUCCUCGGGCUCCUGGAACUCGGCUCUCCACCACCACCCCCACCUUGCUAAGCAGCCCCCCCAGCCCUCAGCGAGCCCCCCACGCACACCUCCAGUGCCCGGAAGGAGCCUGCUGCCAGGUCGGCCCAACCUUAGCUGGGGGGCGGGGAGCAUGCACGGUUCGGAGCAAAAGUGUCUUCCUCCCCAGUAUGCCAGCUUCCCAGCUCUCCACCCUUCUCGGGCUCAGCUGCCUGCUCAGCGAAGCAGCUCAGGAGCGCUUCUGAGCCCCAACUUUGCAGGGAGGUGGAAGAGAAUGGAAAUCCAGAAAGCUGCAGGGAUUUGAUUUUUAAUGCAAUGAAUGGGGAGUAGUUCUUUGAGUACCCUCUUAUUCACCUCUUCUUUGCUGUGGGCUCUCUGCCUGCUUCCCCCACCCGCCAACCUAAUGCCUGCCUGCUGGAAAAGGCGCGAUUGCUUCUCUUCCUCUUCUGCCCAAGCCCGGCUCCCAGCUCUGGCAGCGCUUCAGCCACACACCCACACCCCCUCCACACCAAGUCUUCUUGAUGGCUUUGCAUUCACCAGUUCUUCUGGAUAGUUCUUGCCACAUCCCUAUUUCACAGACAAAGGCUUAGGAGUGAAAAAGAACCUAACUGUUUCCUGCCCUUUUAAUGCUGUCCAUCUCCACACACCCAGUUCCCAUCCCUGAUGCUUCUUGUGUCUGUGUCUUGAGCCUGCAAGAUGAACACCAACGAAAAAAUCUCUUGGAUUGCCUGCUACAGUUUCUUUGUAAAUCUGCAUUGUUGCUUCUGGUUUAUGGCCAUGAAGAAAAUACCAGCCCCCACCCAAAAUGCACCGCAGCCAAGUCGGCUAAAGGCGAUGAGUGUUGGAGUCAGUAGGGGGCGCAUUCUCUGCACUGGGUAAGGCUGCAGAGGGGGGAAGGGCCCCAGCCAGGACAGGAUGUGCUUCACAGCGCCUUCUACAGACCACGGGGAAAUGGGCCCAGCAAGACGCACACCGCACUCAGAGUUGACAGCAACAUGGCGAGGCUUCAGGGAGUCAAGAGCAGUGAUUUUUUUUCUUGGGAAGAAUCUACUCUGCAGCAUACAAGUUUUCUCUUGGCUUUGACAAAGCUGUUGACCCUUAGACAAUCCACACUCUUCAUAAGCAAUCACCUUGACACAUCCUUUCUUUUCUGGAAUUCCAGAAUUCUUCCACCUUAAGCUUUGAAAAUGUCAACAUGUCUUUGCAAGGUCAGGUGGUGCAGGAGGUAGUUUCAACCCUGGGAGUCGUGGGUUUGGGACAUUGGUGACUAACUCCCUCCUUCAUGAUCCAAAUCUUUCCAAUCCUGGGAGAGUUAAAAGUCAUUCUUGAGGGGUGUGAGCUUUGUGUGGGGUAGUAAAUUUGAUAAGUGUGUAGAUGGGUGUCAAGAUUUGCAAAGGCUUGUUGGUAAACUUCAAGCCCAUGUUGGGUUCUUCACUGUCCAGCUCAACAGACUGGAGUGUGAAAUUGUGUUUCUUUCCCUCUUUGGACUCAUGGUUGCCCUUCGUUAUCUCGGUAGCCAACCACCUUUGCAAAGUGUUGACACACCAGUCUUCUGUGAGCACCCACUGUCUUGGGGUGUGUUGAUUUCUGUAGAUUUUACUCCUCUUGUUAUUUCCAUAGGUGUGAGAUGCACAGUGCGAAACCUAGGCCCCAGCUUUUGCGCCAUGAUGCACAGGGUUGUACUUUUUGUACUGAGCUGAUAGGUGGCCUAGUGGUUAUGUCCUGUACUGCCAUUUUGAGGAUCUGGACUCCGUUUCCCGCCUUGCUCUUUGGACCGCAUUGUCAAUUCACACCGAAACUAUGUUCCAACUUCCUGUCAACAAUCUUGGCAGUUUAAGAAAAGCCCGGAAAACUGUGAAAAAAAUACUUAGUGACAUUGGGUUGGAAUACUGUAAAGAACAUAUAGAAGAUUUUAAACAGUUUGAACCUAAUGACUUUUAUUUGAAAAACACUACAUGGGAGGAUGUAGGAUUGUGGGACCCUUCACUUACGAAAAACCAGGACUAUCGAACAAAACCUUUUUGCUGCAGUGCUUGCCCAUUUUCCUCAAAAUUCUUCUCUGCCUACAAAAGUCAUUUCCGGAAUGUCCAUAGUGAAGACUUUGAAAAUAGGAUUCUUCUUAAUUGCCCCUACUGUACCUUCAAUGCAGACAAAAAGACUUUGGAAACACACAUUAAAAUCUUUCAUGCUCCAAACGCCAGCGCACCAAGUAGCAGCCUCAGCACUUUCAAAGAUAAAAGCAAAAAUGAUGGCCUUAAACCUAAGCAGGCUGACAGUGUAGAGCAAGCUGUUUAUUACUGUAAGAAGUGCACUUACCGAGAUCCUCUUUACGAGAUAGUUAGGAAGCACAUAUACAGGGAACAUUUUCAGCAUGUGGCAGCACCCUACAUAGCAAAGGCAGGAGAAAAAUCACUCAACGGUGCAGUCCCCUUAGGCUCAAGUGCCAGGGAAGAGUGUAGUAUUCACUGCAAGCGAUGCCUUUUCAUGCCAAAGUCCUAUGAAGCUUUGGUACAGCAUGUCAUUGAAGACCAUGAACGCAUAGGCUAUCAGGUCACUGCCAUGAUCGGGCACACCAAUGUGGUGGUUCCUCGAUCUAAACCCUUGAUGCUGAUUGCGCCCAAGCCUCAAGAGAAGAAGGGCAUGGGACUUCCCCCAAGAAUUGGUUCUCUUGCUUCUGGAAAUGUCCGAUCUUUACCAUCACAGCAGAUGGUGAAUCGACUCUCCAUACCAAAGCCUAACUUAAAUUCUACAGGAGUCAACAUGAUGCCCAAUGUUCACCUACAGCAAAAUAACUAUGGGGUCAAGUCCGUGGGCCAGGGCUAUGGCGUUGGUCAGUCAGUGAGACUGGGUCUUGGUGGCAACGCACCAGUUUCUAUCCCUCAGCAAUCUCAGUCUGUGAAGCAAUUACUUCCAAGUGGAAAUGGAAGAUCGUACGGGCUUGGCUCGGAACAGAGGUCCCAGGCACCUGCGCGGUUCUCCCUACAGUCUCCUAAUGCCACCUCGUCUCUCUCAUCGGGCCCAUUAAAGUCCCCUUCCCUGUCCCAGGCACAGGCCUCUAGAGUAUCAGGUCAGUCCAGCUCUAAACCUACUGCAGCUGCCACAGGCCCUCCUCCAGCCAAUACUUCCUCAACUCAAAAGUGGAAAAUUUGUACAAUCUGCAAUGAGCUUUUUCCUGAAAAUGUCUAUAGUGUGCACUUCGAAAAAGAACAUAAAGCUGAGAAAGUCCCAGCAGUAGCCAACUACAUUAUGAAGAUACACAAUUUUACUAGCAAAUGCCUCUAUUGUAAUCGCUAUUUGCCCACAGAUACCUUGCUCAACCACAUGCUUAUUCAUGGUCUGUCUUGCCCAUAUUGCCGUUCGACUUUCAAUGAUGUAGAAAAGAUGGCAGCACACAUGCGGAUGGUUCACAUUGAUGAGGAAAUGGGGCCCAAGACAGAUUCUACUUUGAGUUUUGAUCUGACCUUACAGCAGGGCAGUCACACCAACAUCCACCUCCUGGUGACCACGUACAACCUGAGGGAUGCUCCUGCUGAAUCUGUUGCUUACCAUGCCCAGAAUAACCCUCCAGUUCCUCCAAAGCCACAGCCCAAAGUUCAGGAAAAGGCAGACAUCCCUGUUAAAAGUUCGCCUCAAGCUGCAGUGCCCUACAAAAAGGAUGUCGGAAAAACCCUUUGCCCGCUUUGCUUCUCAAUCCUAAAAGGACCCAUAUCUGAUGCACUUGCACAUCACUUACGAGAGAGGCACCAAGUAAUUCAGACGGUUCAUCCAGUUGAGAAGAAGCUCACCUACAAAUGUAUUCAUUGCCUUGGUGUAUAUACCAGCAAUAUGACCGCCUCGACUAUCACUCUGCAUCUGGUUCACUGCAGGGGUGUUGGGAAGACCCAGAAUGGCCAGGAUAAGACGAAUGCGCCUUCUCGGCUUAAUCAGUCCCCAGGCCUGGCCCCUGUGAAGCGCACCUACGAACAGAUGGAAUUUCCCUUGCUGAAGAAGCGGAAGUUAGAGGAAGAUAGCGAUGCACCCAGCUUCUUUGAAGAGAAGCCAGAGGAGCCUGUCGUCCUGGCUUUAGACCCCAAGGGUCAUGAAGAUGAUUCCUAUGAAGCCAGGAAAAGUUUUCUAACAAAGUAUUUCAACAAGCAACCGUACCCCACCCGGAGAGAGAUUGAGAAGCUGGCGGCCAGUUUAUGGCUAUGGAAAAGUGACAUUGCUUCCCAUUUUAGUAACAAAAGGAAGAAAUGUGUCCGUGAUUGUGAAAAAUAUAAACCCGGUGUGUUGCUGGGUUUCAACAUGAAAGAAUUAAAUAAAGUCAAACAUGAGAUGGACUUUGAUGCUGAGUGGCUGUUUGAAAAUCAUGAUGAAAAGGAUUCCAGAGUCAAUGCUAGUAAGACUGCUGACAAAAAGCUCAGCCUCGGCAAAGACGAUGACAGUUCCUCAGACAGCUUUGAGAAUCUAGAAGAAGAAUCCAAUGCAAGUGGUAGUCCUUUUGACCCUGUUUUUGAAGUUGAACCUAAAAUCCCCAAUGAUAAUCCAGAAGAACAUGAACCGAAGGUAAUUCCAGAGGAUGCUUUAGAAUCUGAGGAGAAACUAGACCAAAAAGAGCAGGAGGGUUCAAAAUUUGAAACUCUUCAUUUGACUAAGGCACCAACCAAAUUAAUGCACGAUGCUUCUGACAGUGAGGUUGACCAGGAUGAUGUCGUUGAGUGGAAGGACGGUGCCUCUCCUCCCGAGAGCGUGCCUGGCUCCCAGCAUGUGUCGGACUUUGAGGACAACACAUGUGAGGUGAAACCCGGGACCUGGUCUGAUGAGUCUUCCCAGAGUGAAGAUGCAAGGAGCAGUAAGCCAGCUGUCAAAAAAAAGGCUACCAUGCAUGGUGACAGAGAGCAGUUGAAAUGGAAGAAUAGUUCCUAUGGAAAAGUUGAAGGAUUUUGGUCCAAGGACCAGUCACAGUGGAAGAACACAUCUGAGAAUGAUGAGCGCUUAUCCAACCCCCAGAUUGAGUGGCAGAAUAGCACAAUUGACAGUGAGGACGGGGAGCAGUUUGACAGUAUGACUGAUGGAGUAGCUGAGUCCAUGCACGGCAGCCUAACCGGCGUGAAACUGAGCAGCCAGCAGGCCUGAGUGCCUGGUUGCCCGCAUCACUGACACACUGCAGCUUGGAACUCCGCAGUCCUUUCAGUGUGCCUGCAGGGCUGUGUCAUAACUGGUACUGCCGUGUGAGUGCUGGUCAACACACUGUGGGACAUGGAGCCACUGCUAUGUCAGUGGCUAAUUCUAAGUCUGUGACACAUGAUUGGCUGGUGAUUGCUUCAGAACUUUUCUGACAGACAGUAACUUAAUGUGAAAACAAAUAAGCUGAUGGCUCACACUCCCAAAGAGGGAGAGCAGAGGUGGAUUUGUCUUCAGCAAUUUCUCUCUGUAGAAUGUUCUGGUGGAUGUCCUUGAUUCACUGAUCCAUGUGGUAGUGUAGGGCCAACAGACAAGCUGCCAUUCUAAAGUGUAUAGCAGGCUUUGGGAAAAUCAGCUCUUUUUCUUGUAUUCAUUCAUUCUGAAUAGUUGAAAUGUAUAUUUGUACAGUCUUUUAGACCUACGCAAGUGAUGCAUAUGAUAUUGUUACUGUGUGCCCAUCAUAGCUUUGUUUUUUUUUUUUUUUUUUUUGGUUUUUGGGUUUUUUAGUGCUGCCCUUGCUGUGUAUAAACGCUGUAUCUAGUUUCUCUAGCAAAAGCUUGAAACUGCGCUAGUACGGACUUUUGGACAGACUUAGUUCUUUGCACAUAACCUUGUACAAUCUUGCAACAGAGGCCAGCCACAUAAGAUAUAUAUCUGGACUCUCUUGUAUUAUAGAAUUUUUCUUGUUCUGAAUAUCCUUGACAUUACAGUUGUCAAAAACAAAAAACUGGUAUUUCAGAUCUGUUUUCUGAAAUCUUUUAAGCUAAAAUCACAUGGAAACAUUGACUUUACAGCUACUAAUUUGGACACCUUUUAGAUCUGUAUAAAAGUGUGUUGUGUUGAAGCAGCAAACCAAUGAGUGCUGCAUUUUGGAUAUUUAGUUUUAUCUUUAGUUAAACACCACUCUGGUGUGUUCAUUUAUACCAUCUAAUAUAUGACACACUGUUGUAGUAUGUAUAAUUUUGUGAUCUUUAUUUCCCUUUGUAUUCAUUUUAAGCAUCUAAAUAAAUUGCUGUAUUGUGCUUAAUGUAAACAUUUGCUUCAUUACACACGAUGGCCUGUGUGCAUCAGGUCUGUGCCAUUUCCCACCAUGGCACAGUCACAGAGGAAACAGAUCUGCCACUUGCUUAAGUUAUCUUUUGUGUUAAGGCACGUAUUAUAGAUUGUUUUCAGUUUUGUAGCCCCCCCCCCUUUAAACUGAGCAAACAUCCUUUUUUGUUGAGCAGAACCUGCAGAUCUGUGUAAAUGUCUCCACUUUUUAAAAAGUAACCAUAUUGGCAUUAAUUUACAAGCAGAAUCAUCACCAUGGUGUUCCAUUGAUGAAAAAAAACAUUAGUUUUCACCUUAAGAAUGGAACAGUUGUACCCAGAGCAACAACUCUUGUGUUAAAGCUCUUGACCAUCUAGCCAGUAAGAGAAGAGCCUGGAGACCACACACACAGCUAGGGCUGUCAGGUGGAAGGAGCUGGCUGCUUGACUGCAGGUUUCCAAGAGAAAGUGGUACUGAAAAGCAGAAAGUCACAAGGAUGCAAAACUCAGCUGUCAGGCUUAGUGAUGCAAACAACAGUGUGAUGCUCUCAGCAGGUUUGAGGUUGGUCAGUCACCUCUUAGGGACUUUGACCUGUAAUGAUUGAUGUUCAUGGUUCCAAGACCCUUCCCAGAAGACUCUUGUUACCUGAGAGAAUUCUGACCAGCCUUUCUGCCUGUUAGGUCAGGCUUUUCACAAUCCCAGGCCUGUGAGGAGUGCAAGGACAGUCUGUAAUCUUCAGGGUGUCUGGGCCCAUUAGCCAUUAUAUAUCUGCUACACAAGUAGCUGGUGGAUUCUUUGUGCACCCACUCAGAUGUAGGACAAGACCUGUGUACCAAAUCUUGCCACCUGAAGGUAAACCACCUAACGUUGGCUUGGAGGCGGAUUCUGCUUGGUUAAGGUGGGCUUCUGGGUCCAUACACGGCAGAGCAGUGAGAUUUGGGCACAGGCAGCUUGAGGGUUGAGGAUGGGGAUCUAGGGUCUUGAACACUUGGGCAAAAACAAAUGUGCUUUCUUGCUAGUGGUGGCUACGUGCCUUUCUGGGAGUAAAAACGGUUUAGCCACCAAAAAGAGUUGGAAAUCCAGAUUCCCAACUGGAAAUGUUGCAGAAGCCCUAAAAGUAUCUCAAUAAAAGCCAUGUUUAAUGUUAAAAUUGAGUGUUGUUGCUCCUGUUUGGUUUUGGAACAAUCUGGAAAUUCUUUAACUUAAGCUGUGGCAGUCUGCCACCUUACACUUAGAAAAUCUCCAUAACUGAGCUUGAUGGAUCUAUAGAUUUUAUUUUAAAAAAAUAAGGAAAUCCCUAAUUAUCCCAGAGAACUUAGCUCCUGAAAUUUCCUUGAAUACUACAUACACAAAAAAAAGGCUUUGGUGUUUUUGCCGCCUCAACACAUGGGACCAUCUUUGGUUCCUUGCCAACAAGCCAUACAAGGAGAAGUCUGUUAGACACCUCUGUCCCCACUAGAGACCUAAGCAGGAAAGUGCGUGUCCCUUUUUAACAUCUCAGCUGUGCAUAUGAUCCAAAUGCCAGUCCGUUGUAAAGAAGCCAAUUUCAGACAUGAACAAAGUGAACACCAGACUUGAAAACUGGAUCUACUGUAGACUGGAGAGAUCCCUUCCUGAGCCAGAAGGAAGUAAGCCAUCUUGCCAUGAGAAGGCUACCAAGCAAAGGGCUGGUUCUUGACUUCAGGCUACUGGCACUGAACCCUCAAGGUGAGUCCCAAAGACCAUUCACUCUUCCUACGGAACUUGACCUAACGCCUGGGGUUUUCUACUCAGUCGCUGCUCAUUCAGUUGAUUCCAGCUGCAAAUAUUUUACCAGCAUCAUGUAGCAACACAUCAAACUCACUCCACACAAGAUCAAAAAUAAAAGGAUGACAUUCCAAAA
This is a messenger RNA of Ochotona curzoniae (black-lipped pika), 8273 nucleotides long. It is a transcript of the gene ADNP, whose product is annotated as activity dependent neuroprotector homeobox. Gene Ontology annotation, cellular component: nucleus. Gene Ontology annotation, biological process: regulation of gene expression. Lineage: Eukaryota; Metazoa; Chordata; Mammalia; Lagomorpha; Ochotonidae. Gene Ontology annotation, molecular function: DNA binding. The transcript is spliced from 4 exons. The record is from RefSeq and is a predicted model, not a curated record. Bases 2000 to 5314 code for a protein of 1104 amino acids.